This is a messenger RNA of Ochotona princeps (American pika), 2063 nucleotides long. RefSeq names its product solute carrier family 18 member A2 (gene SLC18A2). The coding region runs from base 51 to 1610 and encodes 519 amino acids. Gene Ontology annotation, cellular component: synaptic vesicle membrane; terminal bouton. The record is from RefSeq and is a predicted model, not a curated record. The transcript is spliced from 16 exons. NCBI's taxonomy places the organism in Eukaryota, Metazoa, Chordata, Mammalia, Lagomorpha, Ochotonidae. Gene Ontology annotation, molecular function: serotonin:sodium:chloride symporter activity. Gene Ontology annotation, biological process: transmembrane transport; aminergic neurotransmitter loading into synaptic vesicle.
AGGACCCCUGCUGGCAAGCCGUACAGGACCGGGAGCCGCGCCCCGGAACCAUGGCCUUGAGCGAACUGGCGCUGCUGCGCUGGCUGCGGGAGAGCCGCCACUCGCGGAAACUCAUCCUUUUCAUCGUGUUCCUGGCGCUGCUGCUGGACAACAUGCUGCUCACCGUUGUGGUCCCCAUCAUCCCCAGCUACCUGUACAGCCUGGAGCACGAGAAGAAUAUGACAGCAAUGCCGACAGCCAAGCCCGCACUGCCGGCCUCCGCCCCGGGCCGCUUCCAGAACAUCUUCUCCUAUUAUGACAACUCCACCAUGGUCACUGGGAAUGCUACCGGGAACCUGCAGCAGGGGCCACUACUCCGGGCCUCUGCCACCACCCCACACCCGGUGACCAACGUGACUGCCACCCCUUCCGACUGUCCCAGGGAAGACAAAGACCUCCUGAAUGAGAACGUGCAGGUUGGCUUGCUGUUUGCCUCCAAAGCCAGCGUGCAGUUCCUCACCAACCCUUUCAUAGGGCUGCUCACCAACAGGAUCGGCUAUCCCAUUCCCAUGUUUGCCGGAUUUUGCAUCAUGUUUAUCUCAACCAUCAUGUUUGCCUUCUCUACCAGCUAUGCCUUCCUGCUCAUCGCCAGGUCACUGCAGGGCAUCGGGUCUUCCUGCUCGUCCGUGGCUGGGAUGGGCAUGCUGGCCAGCGUUUACACGGAUGACGAAGAGCGAGGCAAUGCCAUGGGGAUUGCCUUGGGAGGCCUGGCCAUGGGGGUGUUAGUGGGCCCUCCCUUUGGGAGCGUGCUGUACGAGUUUGUGGGGAAGACAGCUCCAUUCCUGGUGUUGGCCGCCUUGGUGCUGUUGGAUGGAGCUAUUCAGCUCUUUGUGCUACAGCCAUCCCGUGUGCAACCAGAGAGCCAGAAAGGGACACCCCUGACCACCCUGCUGAAGGACCCAUACAUCCUCAUUGCCGCAGGCUCGAUCUGCUUUGCAAACAUGGGGAUCGCCAUGCUGGAGCCAGCCUUGCCAAUCUGGAUGAUGGAGACCAUGUGUUCCCAGAAGUGGCAGCUGGGCAUUGCUUUCUUGCCCGCCAGUAUCUCUUAUCUCAUUGGAACCAAUAUUUUUGGGAUACUUGCACACAAAAUGGGAAGGUGGCUUUGUGCUCUUGUGGGAAUGAUCAUUGUUGGAGUCAGCAUUUUAUGUAUUCCUUUUGCAAAAAACAUUUAUGGCCUCAUUGCUCCCAACUUUGGAGUCGGUUUUGCCAUUGGGAUGGUGGAUUCGUCAAUGAUGCCCAUCAUGGGCUACCUCGUGGACCUGCGGCAUGUGUCAGUUUACGGGAGUGUGUAUGCUAUUGCCGAUGUGGCUUUUUGUAUGGGAUAUGCAAUAGGUCCUUCUGCCGGUGGUGCUAUUGCCAAGGCAAUUGGCUUUCCGUGGCUCAUGACAAUUAUUGGGAUCAUUGAUAUUCUUUUUGCUCCUCUCUGCUUCUUUCUUCGGAGUCCACCUGCCAAGGAGGAAAAAAUGGCUAUUCUCAUGGAUCAUAACUGCCCCAUUAAAACAAAAAUGUACACUCAGAAUAACAUACAGUCAUAUCCACUAGGUGAUGAAGAAGAAUCUGAAAGCGACUGAAACCCUCAUCAUCAUCAGAGUAUUCAAUUGUAGGAAAGCUUCUCCAGUGACAUGACUCAUCCAGAACUGUCUUAGUCUUACCAUGCCUCCCUGGUGAAAAACAACCAAAGGUUAUUAUUUCUUUUCCAUGGUUAUGAUUGAUUGCCAAUAGCCUUAUAAAGAAAAAGCUUUUCUAGGGAUUUGUAUAAAUAGUGUUGAAACUUUAUUUUGAGUAUUUGGUUUUAUUAAAUAUUAUACAAUAUAUUUUCACGAAAUAUGUAAAUCUAUAAAUGUUUGAAUCCAAAUCAAGUAUUUUUUAACUUACAUUCACAAACACUUGGGCAAAAGAAAAACAUAUUUUUUUCUGAAUAUUGGUAAUGAAUGUUUAAAGCACAUACUGAGACUCUUUCAACGAGACACUAGAAGUCUGCAAAACAGAAUCAAGACAGCGUACAUUACAUAGUGACACUGAAC